Messenger RNA from Suillus clintonianus, 482 nucleotides. RefSeq lists its product as uncharacterized. NCBI's taxonomy places the organism in Eukaryota, Fungi, Basidiomycota, Agaricomycetes, Boletales, Suillaceae. The record is from RefSeq and is a predicted model, not a curated record. Gene Ontology annotation, cellular component: membrane. The transcript is spliced from 5 exons. The coding region runs from base 73 to 357 and encodes 94 amino acids.
CCCACCGUGACAUACAUAUAAGCCUAACCCCACUUACAAACCGCAGCGUCAUUAUACCUCUUGCCUGCCACUAUGGUGAAAGCCUCUGACGUCCUUUUGAUCCUAGUUGCUAUCCUCUUUCCACCAGCGGCUGCUGCUUUCGUUUCCGGCUGCAGCUGUGACUUGCUCAUAAAUAUUUGUUUAACUAUCUUGGGUUAUAUCCCUGGACAUAUCCACGCCUUUUGGCUCAUCUACAAGAAGAUGCAAGCUGAAGAGAGAUAUGGGCAUGGGGGGUUCUAUUACACCGGCAACGGGCAUUACCAGGCUCUCAAUCAAGGUUUUGCUGCUCCUGCAAACUAUGGCACGGCAGGGCCUUAGGAUGAUCUUUGUCACUCAGAUAAUAUCCAUCAUACACACGGACUGUAAUACGUUGCUCCACUCGUCGUGCUUUGCAACUAUAUAUGUUUUGUUCAAUAUUAUUGCCCAUACCUUAUAAGCUUUGU